This is a messenger RNA of Aphanomyces astaci, 1329 nucleotides long. RefSeq lists its product as hypothetical. Lineage: Eukaryota; Oomycota; Saprolegniomycetes; Saprolegniales; Verrucalvaceae. The coding region runs from base 18 to 1127 and encodes 369 amino acids. Gene Ontology annotation, cellular component: transcription factor TFIIH core complex; transcription factor TFIIH holo complex. The record is from RefSeq and is a predicted model, not a curated record. The transcript has 8 exons. Gene Ontology annotation, molecular function: zinc ion binding. Gene Ontology annotation, biological process: regulation of transcription by RNA polymerase II; DNA-templated transcription; nucleotide-excision repair.
GCCAAAAACACCACAAGAUGGACGAUGAAGAGAACGGCAAGGGGUAUGCAUGGGAAGGUUCAUUUGAACGCUCUUGGGACGGGAUCGAAGAAGACGAGAGUGGCGCGUUGAAGAUUCAGGCGCAUGUAGCAUCUUCAGGAGACAAAGCCCGUCAACGCCGCCAGCAAAUGCUGCAGCGCGUGCGGAAGGGUCUCAUUCGAUACGUCUAUGUCGUGGUGGACCUGUCCAAGGGGAUGAGUCAGAAGGACUGGAAACCCCAUCGCUGCGCCGUCGUCACCGAGGAAGUCCAACGAUUCGUGGCCGACUACUUUGACCAGAACCCGAUUUCCCAGUUGGGCCUCAUUGGCAUCAAGAGCGCCAUCGCCGUCAAGUUGAGCGACCUCUCGGGGAACCCCACCCACCACAUCGAGAUCCUCAAGAGUUCACUCACUGUGCACGGCGAGCCCAGCUUGCAAAACGCGCUGGAAAUGGCGCGCAAUGCGUUGAAAAUCGUGCCGUCGUACGGAUCGAAGGAGAUCAUCGUCAUGUACGGCAGCUUGACAACGACAGACCCCGGCGACAUCUUCGGGACGCUCGCGGCACUUAAGAGGGACUCUGUCCGAUGCUCGUUUGUCGGCAUUGGUGCCGAGAUGCACUUGCUCAAGCGUAUUGCCAAGGAAACCCAUGGCACGUACUCUGUGGCGUUGGAUGCUCCUCACUUUCGAGACCUGUUGUCGGCUUUUACCACGCCGUGCCCAAGUCUGGCGUCGUCGGUGGCGAAAUUUGCGACGUUGGUCGAGAUGGGAUUUCCACAAAAACGAAGCGGAGUGCUAUCGUUAUGCGUGUGCCAUCAGACGUUUACGACCAUGGGGUACCUCUGUCCCCGCUGCAAAUCCAAAAGUUGCCAACUGCCCACUGUGUGCGUUGUGUGCAGCUUGCCCCUGGUGUCAUCUCCGCACCUGGCGCGGUCUUAUCACCACUUGUUUCCGAUCGUGAAUUUUGACAAGACUGCGAUUUCGACCAAGUGUUUUUCGUGUUUGUGGCCCUUAACCAGUGGCUACCAGUGCCCCACCUGCCGCCAUUCGUUUUGCAGCGACUGCGACAUGUACAUCCACGAUUCGCUGCACAAUUGCCCUGGCUGCAAGUGACUUCAUAACUAGUACAACACGUCGAUAGUAUGUACUAGCCUACAACAACACGUCGAUAGUAUGUACUAGCUCACACGCGUACUCGUCAUAAGCGUUGCCAAGUUGGGCAAGCGAAACUGUCGAUCUAUGUUAUUACUGGGACACUGUCGAAACAUGCGCUGUGUUUAUAACCGUUUUUCAUCUGUAUAAAUUUAUAUUUUUA